Molecule: messenger RNA, 627 nt
Organism: Protopolystoma xenopodis
Lineage: Eukaryota; Metazoa; Platyhelminthes; Monogenea; Polystomatidea; Polystomatidae
Source: the annotation of a GenBank genome assembly
AUGACGGGGGGUGACCAUCAUCAUGAAUUAUCUAGGGAAGAUCUCUUUGCACCUUAUGAUACUUCGAUUGUACUUUGUCUUUACUUAUUUUUGUGUCAAGAACGCGUUGUUGAUAAGCUAAGAACCCCACAAGUAUACUAUCACAAACGUUAUGAUAGGGUUCCUACAAUAGAUACAUGCAUUGUUAAAGACGAUAAAUGCAUCUUUGAAGCUAACGAGCAAUAUAAUCGAGACAGGCUCGUUGAUGGGCAAGUUGUCCUGAUACUUAAAAAAUUAAUGGAAGGAUGCCGCAUCUGGUAUCAACGUGAAGCGGAGGAUGUCGCUAGGUUUUGCUCAACAUACACUUCGGAGUAUGAGGAGGCGGCAACAAAUUACUUUAUUAAGUACGGCGAUAUCGCAGGCAAUAAAGACGUAGUUACCGCUUUUAUGAAGCAGAAACAUCGCCUCCUCUGGGAACGUCGUUACGGCUCUGUUGGCCAAGGAAAGCAUGCAUCUGGUACCUCUCCGACCACUGAUCUUGUUGCCCGAGGCUCCCAAGCAGCCGAAAAGGCUGCUGAGGGGGAGAGCAUGUUUGACAUCUUUAAGCGAAGACGCUCAUAUAAUCCUCCCAAAGAAUUUCUUCCUUAA